AUGCAGCCAAGCAUACCACCACACCCACCCAGCUCUGCGGUGAGGAAUGGCUCUGUGCCCGUGCCUAGACCUCCCAAGACAAAACCCCCAACCGCCAAGAACAGCUCAAGUAUUGCUCUCACGAACAUUUACGGCGGCACAACCAGUGCCGAGAAAGUCAUCCCACAGCUGGAAAGCGCUCUGUUUGCUCAGCGACAGCUUCUGGAAGAACUAUACACCCCCCCUGCAGGCGGUGACUCGGCUGUCGUGCCCAUAGAACAGCCGCCGCUGCUCAGCCCAGCUGAACGGAUCUGUCAGGAGGUCAUAGAUAAGUUGCAGAAACUAUUAGCAGAGGUCAAGGAAGACGCACGCAGCUAAGAACCCUAAACACCCUAAAAACCCUUAAAAGCUGAGAACGGAUAACCCCUAAAACCCUAAAUCAAACAACGGGGAUGCAAAGUUGUUAUGGGGACAUGCACAGGUACACUAGUCAUCUGGUGGCGGUCUCAUGCAACAGGCGACGAUCGCACUACGUGAAACCACCUGAAACUCAACUGUAGGGUUGAAUGGGGAUAUAAAACUUUAUACAGACAUCUGGCAAUUAGUUCAAGCGUUAGUGCUUUAUGAGUUGAAUGGGGAUAUAAAACCACCUGAAACUGGACAGUAAGGUUGAAUGGGGAUAUAAAACCACC
Sphaeroforma arctica JP610 is the source of this 671-nucleotide messenger RNA. RefSeq lists its product as hypothetical. The record is from RefSeq and is a predicted model, not a curated record. NCBI's taxonomy places the organism in Eukaryota, Ichthyosporea, Ichthyophonida. The coding region runs from base 1 to 357 and encodes 118 amino acids. The transcript is spliced from 3 exons.